Hydractinia symbiolongicarpus is the source of this 3806-nucleotide messenger RNA. RefSeq names its product major facilitator superfamily domain-containing protein 6-like. Gene Ontology annotation, cellular component: membrane. NCBI's taxonomy places the organism in Eukaryota, Metazoa, Cnidaria, Hydrozoa, Anthoathecata, Hydractiniidae. Gene Ontology annotation, molecular function: transmembrane transporter activity. The record is from RefSeq and is a predicted model, not a curated record. The transcript is spliced from 2 exons. Bases 1015 to 2517 code for a protein of 500 amino acids.
CGGGUGAUUGGUUUUCAUUGUUCUUUUGUUGUAACAUUUAUGAUUUAUUUGCUCUUAAAGGAAAUUAACAACAAACUUGUUGAAGAAAGGUGAGAUGAAUUUAACGGUUUAUUUAUUUGUUCUUCUUUCAUUUUUCAGUAUCUAUACAAGCGGGUUUUUAAAAUUAGUAACAAAAUUAAUCCAGGAACCUGAUCUUGCACGCCAAGGUUGAAACACAACGGAGAUGGUAUUGUGGUGUUGUAAUCAUAAGGUCUCAUGUUUGAGUCCCAACUCCGAUGCACUUUAAAUGCAGUGUUGUCAGUCCAUCUUAACUCGACUAUUGACUGUGAACCGGCUUGUGUGUUAGGCAAGCAAGUUAGAGCCAUCUUCUACGAUCUCUAGCGGUAAUGCAACUUAGUUACAGUCGAAGGAGAGAAAGAGCAAGCCGUAAUGAUGCAAUUCCAAAUGACGUUAAAGCUUUGUUACUUGCUCAUUUUAUUUGCUUUUAGAGCAAUAUAAUGGUUGACUAUUUAUAUGUUGUUGAUGUGGUGUAUUGCUUUAGAAAACUCCAUAUUGUCAUUACAUUCUGCAUAUCACAAAAUUUUCUUGUCUCUUUUUUUCCUGAAUUAAUCUUGACGUUCUGAAAUUCCAUAUAUAAACUACAUUUAAAGAAAACGAUUAUUUCUCGUUUGUCAUGUGCCAACCUGAAUUAAAUAUAAUUUGUUUAAAGUAAUUAAUUAUAAACGCUCAAGAUUAUUUGUAGAUCAAAUACAAUGCUUAUUUUUUUGUCAUUAAAAUAUUUUGCAAAUCAGUUAGUAAAUCUCUCAAACAUACGAUUGCACGCAUCGACGGAUUUUAAAAGUUUAAUUAAUGUCUACGAAUAUUAUUAUUGAUCGAUAUACAGCUACCUAAAUUAAACAAAUUAGUUAACAAAUAUUGAUCACUUGAAACUCAAACAUAAAUUUAAAAGGGAGAUCGCAAUUAAAUAUACUAUAUAUUCAAAAUUUUUAAGCUUUUUCCGAGUAAACUUUGCUGAUGAUGGAUGAAUCAACGUCGAAACAAACAAGAUCUUGUGUUGGUCCACAUUUUAUUAAGGAGUUAAUUCCCGCAAAAUUAGCAUACAUUGGUAUGUACGGGACUAUGGGAUGUGUGUUGCCAUAUUUUAAUGCUUUCUUAGUAUCUGUUGGUUUAACAGUCACUCAAAGUGGACUUAUAACUGGAUUGCGCACCAUAGCAUCUCUCAUUGGAGCCCCUUUUAUUGCAAUAAUUAUUGAUCACAGUGACCACAAAAGAUUUAUUGUUCCCAGUAUGCUUAUAAUUCAUAUCGCUGUGACAUUCCCAGUACCAUGGAUUGCAAAAAGUAUCAUUGGUGAUGACGAAGAUUUAGCAAGUGACGAAAAGUCUAAAUUGUUUUACGUAAUGUUAACGAUGGCCUCUUUGAUUGCGGUGUUUGGCCUUUCCAUCGUCGGCUUCAUAGACGCCAAUGUGAUGGUACUAGUGAAAAAGUAUAAAAAUAAAACUACUUUCGGCUAUCAAAGAGUUUUUGGUCCAGUCGGUUUUGCUGCAUCGUCUUUUUUUGCUGGAUUUGUUUCAGAUCAAUAUCAAAUAGAGGGUAUGUCGAAAUACACGGCAGCUUUUAUUAUGUACCUUCCGUUUAUCAUUUUGCUAUUUAUUUCGUUUAUUUUUCUUACUCGUUCUUCUGAGAGCGCAGGUCGUACCAUGUUUAAGCCGAAAUCUCAAACUAUUUCAUCUGAAAGGGAUGGAAAAAAUCAAUACACUAAGAAUAUUAAAUUGCCAUCAACUGUUUCCAUUAAGGACGAACCUACCAAUAAUAUAAAAUCAGUAAAAGAGAAUAAAAGUGAGCAAAACAGAUCAGUUGGAAGAAGCACAUUCAACACAUGCCGCCAACAUAAAGUUAUGUUCUUUAUCACCAUCAUGGCUCAUAUGGGCAUCAAUUAUUCCUUAAUCAAUGGAUUUCAAGCAAUUUUUAUGGAAAAAGAGUUAGGAACAACAAAAACCAUCAUUGGUGUAGCUUCGGCAUUGUCACCAGUAUCUGAAAUAUUAGCAUUUCCUGUUUCAGCAAAGCUAAUAAAGUUAUGUGGUGGUAUCUAUCCAAGUUUUAUUAUUGCUACAUUCUCAUAUUGCUUGCGAUUUUUAUCGAUGUCUUUUGUUGAAGAACCUUAUCUGAUGGUACCUAUCCAACUCUUCCAGUUUUUUGGGUUUGCAAUAUUUUGGGCAGCAGCUGUGGAAUACACAAACAAGAUAAGUCCCAUAAAAAUUUCUGUGACAAUGUUUACUAUUGUCACCAGCGUAUAUUACAGUUUAGGAAACAUUGUUGGAAAUAUUGUUGGAGGAGUUAUUUAUGAUAAGUGCGGUGGUAGAUGGUUAUUUAGAGCGUCAUCAAUUAAUUGUGGCUUUAUGACUGGUUUAAUUGUUUUGUAUUUUUUCCUGUAUGAAAAAAGAAGCAAAGAACAAAUCGAAGGGGUGUAUGUUAACAAACAUGGAAGCGAAGAAGACACAGUUGGAAGAAAAAAAUAAAUAAUUGGUUGACAAUUUCCAGGGGAAUUUUUAUGUUUAAUUUAGGAAAGAACUUUUCGAUUGCUACAUUUAAAUUUUGAUUACAUUCUUAUAGCACAAUAUGCAAAAUUACUAGUUGAUGCCAAACCGCCUGUAGUGAAUUCUAACCCCAACAAAUAUUUCGUAGAACAGGAAUUUUUUUUGCAAUCAAUCGUUGGCAAGUUUAUUGCUACUACACAGGAAAAAAAUUCUAAAGUUUAAAUUUUAUUUAACUUUAAGUUUUCUGCAAAAUAAAGAUUUUUAGCCAAUCAAAUUUGCACCUUUUGUAUUCUUUUGUUACUUUCUCUGUCCUUUGAAGACAGGAAAAAUAUAACAAAAGAAUACAAAGUGUGAUAACAUGUCAAAUUGAAAAAUGUUUUUGUUCUGUUCUAGUUUUUGUUUAAGUUUCUGUCCCUAGUUGUGAGCUUAUUCAAGGAAAGGGCUUACCGAAUCGAGAAAUAUGGUGCCUGCAGAGCAUGUUAAAUCAUUUUUUAUCUCAUAUAUGCAGGAGAUAUGAGAGGAGGAGGGUUUUAAUUUGGUUGAAGUCAAUUUUGCGAUUUUCUUUAAAAUAAUGCGAUGGUGAAGUAUUGGUGGUGCAAAUUAAAUAUUGCUAUAAAAAGUUGAACCAUUGUCAAUGAAAAACAAUACAUGGAUACAAUGGGGACGUAAAUGAUUGUGGUGAAACGAAGCAGUAAAUUUAAAAACACCUAAAAAACGACGAAAUGCAGCCUACAUUAAUUUAACAAUUGUGACUCACUUCGAAUAUAGGACAAAGUUAUACUGAAAUUCGUGCAGGUUUUAAAUACAACGAAAGAUAAAAAAAAUUAAAGAAAAACAAAAUUAAGAAUAAAGAUUGUCUUGUUUUAUAUUUAGACCAAAUCAUGUUUUGUUAAUACUCUCACUUCUACCUUGACUAGCAGCAGAAUUUACAGAAUCGAACACAUGAAGAUUUUUUCGUGAUUUUAAUUAAACCGGGAUUUUUUAACUCUAAUUUCUUAACUUUGCUAUACUAAACAUUUCCUCCAGGGCUGUAGGAUUGGAGCAUUUUUUUCCUCAUUUUAUAUUACUUGGAAAACGCCAGACUCUCCUCCAGCUUGAAUGCAUCUUUUUAAGUUGCACGCUUCAUUUUCUCUCAUAGUCUUCUAUGGAUGGACAACAUCUGUUACAGUGCUUCUUGUGGCUUAGGCUAAGAAGUUAAAAAUAGAGUAUGGUCUGUUAGACGUCCCUGUAGUUGAGGUUCAUCUUUUCCCUCAUUCAGACAAUCUAGAAAC